Molecule: messenger RNA, 1603 nt
Organism: Trifolium pratense (red clover)
Lineage: Eukaryota; Viridiplantae; Streptophyta; Magnoliopsida; Fabales; Fabaceae
Product: methionine gamma-lyase-like
Exons: 2
Coding region: 91-1428 (445 amino acids)
Biological process (GO): transsulfuration
Cellular component (GO): cytoplasm
Molecular function (GO): carbon-sulfur lyase activity; pyridoxal phosphate binding
Source: RefSeq, a predicted model, not a curated record
CAUUUGCUCACAAUAUCCUCUCUCUCUCUCUCUCUCUCUCUCUACGUUUUAUCCAUUUUUCUCACUUUAUCCAUUUUUUCAUUUCAACACAUGCAAAUGGCGGAUACAGUGGUUAUUAAUGUUUCCAACAACAUAAGUAGCAACGGAGACGUGGUUGUCAAUGGCAACGACGAGAAAAUACUGAUGAAAUUAAGUGGCGGGCACCAUGGCGUGGAUCCAGCCAACGCACUGGACAAUGCCCGCCACGAAUUCGGUGAACAUGGCGGUGUCAACAUGUCGAUUGAGGCUUCCGUCAUGUUCACCGUCAUGGAACCAGAGACUCUCAGCCGAAUUAUCGCCAAAGAGCUUGGUCCAGAAAAUGGUUAUUUUAGUUACAGCCGCAAUUUUAACCCAACUGUCCUCAGUCUCGGCCGUCAGAUGGCGGCACUCGAAGGCACUGAGGCCGCCUACUGUACGGCCAGCGGCAUGUCUGCCAUUGCGUCUUCUCUGCUGCAACUCUUAAGUAGCGGCGGACACGUGGUGGCUUCUAGUAGCUUGUACGGUGGGACCCACUCACUCCUCACACAUUUGUUACCAAGGAUAUGCAACAUAACCACAACAUUUGUUGAUAUUGCGGAUUUAGAAGCGGUGGGGAAUGUGAUUGUGGAAGGGAAGACAAAAGUGCUUUAUUUUGAGUCUAUUGCGAAUCCAAGCUUGAAGGUGGCGAAUACUCCGGAGCUGGCUAGAAUUGCACACAAAAAGGGAGUGACAGUGGUUGUUGACAACACAUUUGCUCCCAUGGUGCUUUCUCCUGCUCGUCUUGGUGCAGAUGUUGUUGUUCAUAGUGUCUCCAAGUUUAUCAGUGGUGGUGGUGACGUUAUUGCAGGAGCAGUGUGUGGGUCUGCAAGCUUUGUAAAUUCCUUGAUGGACUCUCAACAAGGGACCAUAAUGCUUUUGGGUCCAACAAUGAAUGCAAAUGUGGCCUUUGAUCUAGCACAAAGAAUCCCACACUUAGGUCUUCGGAUGAAAGAACAUAGCAACCGUGCAUUGGAGUUUGCAACCAGACUUAAGAAUUUAGGAUUGAAUGUGAUCUACCCUGGCCUUGAAGACCACCCACAACAUGAACUAUUGAAAUCAAUUGGCAACAAAGAUUAUGGAUAUGGUGGAAUUCUAUCCAUUGACAUGGGGACAGUGAAGAAGGCUAACAAAUUCAUGAGCUAUUUGCAAAACUAUAGUCAAUUUGGUUUCAUGGCUGUUAGUUUAGGGUACUAUGAGACCCUAAUGUCUUGCACUGGUAGUAGCACAAGUAGUGAGAUGAAUGAGGAGGAACAAAAACUUGCUGGAAUCACACCUGGACUAAUAAGGAUGUCUGUUGGAUAUAUUGGAACAUUGGAGCAAAAGUGGAGUAAGUUGGAAAAAGCAGUUCUUAAAUUCAAUGAAAAUUAUUAGUCUUUUCUACUUUUAUUUUCCUUGUAUUUGGGUGGCUUAGUGAAAGAGGGUCAUGGAUAAAUAAAGUUAAAUUCUUAACUACCCAUUACAAUAAAUUGUAUAAUAAUGGUCAAAGUGUACCCUCUUUUCUACUCUUGUUAAAAAAUGUAUAAUAUUAGUAAUGUAUUUUAUAUAA